UCACUCCAACAAGUAACGAGUAAACAGCUCCACUGAAAAGGAAAUUAAUUUGAGAAUAAAUUAACUUAAUCGAUAAAUCAAUAAUUCAAGAUGCCUUCAACAAUGUUCCGUGACUACCUUGAAAUGGUUGUUGGAUUCAACGAACCAAUCGGAAAGAAAGCUCAGUUCCUUAACUCAUACUUGGGAGGAUUAUCAGGAAAGAUUGAUAUGGUUGCUCAUGAGAAGAAGCCAGCAACAUACACAUUCGCAAGCAGAGGACCAGUUGCUGAUCGCAUCAGAGACUCAAACUACCACUACAGUCCACUCUCAAAGAACACUUACGGUCUUACACCAAGAAAAAUUACUGCUAAGCAACAAAGAGAACGAGAAUAAAUUAUAAUUAAUUGAUUUGGAAUCAA
This is a messenger RNA of Chironomus riparius, 398 nucleotides long. The record is from the annotation of a GenBank genome assembly. NCBI's taxonomy places the organism in Eukaryota, Metazoa, Arthropoda, Insecta, Diptera, Chironomidae.